AUGACCUCCACCGACAAACAAUCCACCGACCUUAAAACCAUCGCCGCCCGCAUCAAAAGCGGCUCCAUCACCCGCAUCGUCGCCCUCACAGGCGCAGGAAUCAGUACCGCCGCGGGAAUCCCCGACUUCCGCUCCCCAACAAGCGGCCUCUACGCCAAACUCGCCCCGCUCCGCCUCCCGUACCCGGAGGCAAUCUUCACAAUCAGCUACUUCACGCACACGCCCGAACCUUUCUACGCGCUUGCUCGGGCGCGGCAUCCAGGGAAUCUAAAACCGACGCUGUCGCACGCGUUCCUCGCUCUACUAGCGAAGAAGGGACUGCUGCAGUUCUGCUUCACGCAGAAUAUCGACGGGCUGGAGUGCGAUGCGGGGGUGCCGAGCGAGAAGACGCUUUGGUGCCAUGGGAACUGGAAGAAUCAGCACUGUCAUAAGUGUCAUGCGGAGUAUCCGGAUGAGCUGAUGAAGAAGGCUGUCCGGGACGGCGAGGUGCCGUACUGUUUGGAUGAGGGAUGCAAGGGCGCGGUGAAGCCUGAUGUUGUGUUCUUCGGGCAGCCUCUUCCGGCGGAAUAUGAAGAAAAGGAGAAGCUGGUUGCGGAUGCGGAUCUGAUGCUUGUCAUGGGGACGAGCUUGAAGGUUGCGCCUGUUUCGCAGCUGCCGAGGAAGGUGCGGGAGGGGGUGCCGAGGAUUCUUAUCAAUAGGGAGCGGUCGGGCGAUCUGGGGAACCGGCCUGAUGAUGUGUGUAUCCUGGGCGCGUGCGAUGAUGGAGUGAAGGAGCUUGCGGAGGAGCUCGGGUGGACGGAGGAGCUGGAGGAGUUUUGGAAGACGGUGGUUGAAGCUAAAGAGGAUGAUCCGGCGCUGGAGGGUGGUCCGAGCCUCGACGAGUGUAUCCAGAAGAUUGCGGGUCAUAUGAAUGAGAAGUCGAAGAUAUCGAACGGGCAUAAGCGGAUGUUGGAGGAUCAUUUGAGCUCCAAAUUUGCGAAUCUUUUGGGCCCGAAACGAGGAUGA
Messenger RNA from Penicillium chermesinum, 1005 nucleotides. RefSeq lists its product as uncharacterized. Gene Ontology annotation, molecular function: histone deacetylase activity, NAD-dependent; NAD+ binding. The record is from RefSeq and is a predicted model, not a curated record. The coding region runs from base 1 to 1005 and encodes 334 amino acids. Lineage: Eukaryota; Fungi; Ascomycota; Eurotiomycetes; Eurotiales; Aspergillaceae. The transcript has a single exon.